UCCGUCACGGCUUGCCUUGCUCGUCGCCAAACCAAUUGCCAACGCAACGCAGCGGCAGCGCCGCCGAGGACGAGCCCGCCGGGACGUUCCCUCCACCCGCCGCUCCGGAGUGCGCUGCCGCCGCCGUGAUCUCCGUCGUGCGGACCGGAGAUCCAUCCGCCCAUUCAUUCAUCCGGGAGCCAAUUGGUCUCCUCAGGUGCUAAGAGGUGGCUGAGUCAUCAACGCUAUCCUAAAUCAAUGAAGGGCUGGGGUUUUCUGUUGUUAUCUCUACAUGUUUUUUCAUGCCUAGUUAGUGGUGUUGCCUCUGGUCGCACGAGCCCUUAUGUGCGUACAGAGUUCCCGUCUACGGAUAUACCACUAGAAAGUGAAUGGUUUGCAAUUCCAAAGGGAUACAAUGCACCGCAGCAGGUUCAUAUCACUCAAGGUGACUAUGAUGGAAAGGCAGUUAUAGUAUCUUGGGUUACUCCAGAAGAACCCGGGCCAAGUGAAGUGUUUUAUGGCAAGAAGGAGAAGCAAUACGACCAGAAAGCAGAAGGCACAACAACAAAUUAUACGUUUUACGACUACAAAUCUGGAUACAUACACCACUGUCUUGUUGAUGGCCUUGAGUAUAACACUAAAUAUUAUUAUAAGAUUGGAAGUGGAGAUUCAGCUCGAGAAUUUUGGUUUGAAACACCUCCAGCAAUUGAUCCAGAUGCAUCAUACACAUUUGGCAUCAUAGGUGAUCUGGGGCAAACAUUUAAUUCUCUAUCAACUCUUCAACAUUAUGAGAAAACCGGAGGACAAACUGUUCUAUUUGUUGGGGACUUGUCAUAUGCUGAUAGAUAUGAACAUGAUGAUGGCAUUCGUUGGGAUUCUUGGGGUCGACUUGUUGAACGCAGUACUGCAUACCAGCCAUGGAUUUGGAAUUCUGGAAACCAUGAAAUAGAAUACAGGCCUGAUCUGGGAGAAACUUCUACAUUUAAGCCAUAUCUGCAUAGAUAUAUGACUCCAUACUUGGCAUCAAAGAGCAGUUCUCCUAUGUGGUAUGCUGUCAGGCGUGCAUCUGCUCAUAUUAUCGUGUUGUCUAGCUACUCACCAUUUGUAAAAUACACUCCUCAAUGGUGGUGGCUGAAGAAUGAACUCAAGCGCGUGGACAGGGAGAAGACACCUUGGCUUAUAGUUCUCAUGCAUUCUCCCAUGUACAACAGCAAUGAGGCACAUUAUAUGGAGGGUGAGAGUAUGAGGGAUGCUUUUGAGAAAUGGUUUGUGAAGUACAAGGUCGACUUGGUAUUUGCAGGGCAUGUUCAUGCUUAUGAGAGAUCAUACCGCAUUUCAAAUGUCAACUACAACAUAACAUCGGGGAAUCGAUAUCCAGUGCCAGACAAAUCUGCUCCUGUUUACAUAACUGUUGGUGAUGGAGGCAACCAGGAAGGACUUGCUUCAAGGUUUAAUGACCCCCAGCCAGACUACUCUGCAUUCAGGGAGGCCAGUUACGGCCAUUCAAUUUUACAACUGAAAAACAGGACUCAUGCUGUCUACCAGUGGAAUAGAAAUGACGAUGGGAAUAACGUUCCAGCAGACACCGUGGUGUUUCAUAACCAACACUGGACAAGCAGCACGCGCCGCAGGAGGCUGAAGAAGAACCAUUUCCAUCUCGAGAACCUCGAGGAUCUGAUCUCCCUAUUCUAGGAGAGCUGGCUAGUCCUGCCCGCUGCGCGGCAUGGCCUUCAUGGAGCAAUGGCCGAAUAGCACCGUUGCUAGUGUCCGGUGCUCUUCGGAGCAGCAAGGCCGGCGAUCAGACCAGCCAUUGCAAGUCCAGCAACCCGACUUCAGGCCAAAGCAGUCAUGCUGACCCCUGUGGAUCUGAAUGCUGGACUGUAUGAAUAUAGCGAGAAAUAAUACGAGGUUCGUCGUCGUCAGUACAGAUGUGAUCACUUUACAUACAAUGAACAUCAUUUCCCACCCUUGUCCGGGAACCAUGCAUUUCCUCUUGUCGGCGUCGUUGCCAGUGGGAAUUCGUUGUCUGUGGAUUA
Messenger RNA from Panicum hallii, 2015 nucleotides. Its product is annotated as phosphoenolpyruvate phosphatase. Lineage: Eukaryota; Viridiplantae; Streptophyta; Magnoliopsida; Poales; Poaceae. The record is from RefSeq and is a predicted model, not a curated record. The transcript has 10 exons. The coding region runs from base 238 to 1671 and encodes 477 amino acids. Gene Ontology annotation, molecular function: metal ion binding; protein binding; acid phosphatase activity.